AUGUCAAUCAUAGCCGAAGCCAUUUGGGCUGCGUCGCCCACGACCACCCGCGGCGCCCCAACACCCCUCUCGAGCGACGCCAAGGGAGAGCGCAUCACGUACGCGUCCAACAAAUCGAUCUUUGUGCGUUCUAUAGAUGAUCCAGCAGUCGCGAAACAAUACACCCAGCAUACCGCUACUACCACCGUCGCCCGAUUCGCGCCAUCCGGCUUCUACAUUGCCUCGGGUGAUGUCUCCGGCAUAGUACGAGUAUGGGACGCGGCAGGAGCAGAGCAGACGAAAGGCGAGUAUUCGAUCAUCGCUGGGCGCAUCAAUGAUAUCGCAUGGGAUGGGGAUAGUCAGAGGAUCAUUGCGGUCGGCGAUGGAAAAGAGCGCUUCGGGCACUGCAUCACGGCCGAUUCAGGAAACAGCGUGGGCGAAAUCAGUGGACACAACAAGCAGAUCAAUUGCGUGAGCAUACGUCAACAGCGUCCUUUGCGAGCUGCCACAGGCGGUGACGACACAACUCUGUGCUUCUUCCAUGGCGCGCCAUUCAAAUUCAACACCAGCGCACGCGCUCAACAUGACAAAUUCAUCUACGGCACUCAAUUCAGCCCUGAUGGCAAUCACUUGGUCACCGUAGGCGCCGACCGAAAGAUCUGGCUGUACGAUGGUAAGACAGGCGAAGCGGUCAAGCAGAUAGGAGAAGGAGAGCACACCGGAAGCAUCUUUGGAGUAUCUUGGUCCAAGGACAGCAAGAGAUUAGUGACCUGCAGUGGUGACCGGACAGUCAAGAUCUGGGAUGCUGAAAUCGGAAAAUCCGUGCAGUCAUGGCGAUUUGGUCCGGAGGGAACGACCUGUGUCUCUGAUCAGCAGGUCGGUGUGACGUGGCCAGCGCGGAGUGAUGGUCUCAUUAUUUCCGUCGACCUCGAGGGCAAUCUCAAAUACUUGCAGGAAGGAGCUGCAAGUCCUGUCAAGGUGGUCUCUGGCAACCAGAAGGCCGUCACCGCGACGACUUACUCAGCCGAGACCAACACGUUCUGGACGGGAAGUUACGAGGGACGGUUGCGCGCCUGGGAUGUCUCGACAGGAUCAGCAGAUAUCAUCCAGGGCGAGGCGCACUCAAAUUACGUCUCUGGCAUCGUCCAAUGGCCGUCGGACAAAGUCGCUACUGUGGGCUGGGACGAUACCAUCCGCCACACCUCUUCCUCGCAGAAGACUUUCUCGGGAAGUGCAGCAAAAACCGACGGCCAACCCAAGGGCGCCGCAUUGGUGGACCUGAACAGUACACCGCACACAGCCGUUGCAAUAGCCAGCGGUGUAGCGAUCUACACCUCCGCCGGCGAAGUCACCGCUCAGCGAAAGCUGUCCUCGUCACCGACUGCAAUUGCCGCUCAUGGGACCCUCAUCGCUACAGGAGCAGACGAUAAGAGCGUCAGCAUUUUCCCCGCUGGGUCUGAUGGCGCAGCUACUGUACUCAAAGAUGCCAACGCGGCGAUUUCCGCGCUCGCAUUCUCACCCACGGGGACGCAUCUUGCCGCAGGCUGCACGAACGGCAAAAUCUUCGUCUAUGCGCGCGGCGGCAACGGCAUCUCGAGUGGUGAGGAGGAGUGGAAACUCGAGACGAAUCGGUGGUCGGCACAUACAGCCCGUGUGACGAGCAUUGCCUGGUCGCCGGAUGGGAAGAAUGCUGUGAGUGGCGGUUUGGAUACGAAUUUGUGUGUUUGGAGUCUUGCGGAUCCGGGAAAACGGAUCCGUGUGGCGAACGCUCACAAAGACGGCAUUGGAGGCGUGGCGUGGGUGGAUAAGGAGAAGGUUGUCUCCGCGGGUGCGGACGCAGCGGUCAAGACUUGGAAGGUGCAGGGUUUGGUCUAA
This is a messenger RNA of Dissoconium aciculare CBS 342.82, 1854 nucleotides long. Its product is annotated as tricorn protease domain 2-containing protein. The transcript is spliced from 2 exons. Gene Ontology annotation, cellular component: cortical actin cytoskeleton. The record is from RefSeq and is a predicted model, not a curated record. Bases 1 to 1854 code for a protein of 617 amino acids. Gene Ontology annotation, biological process: actin filament depolymerization; positive regulation of actin filament depolymerization. Gene Ontology annotation, molecular function: actin filament binding. Lineage: Eukaryota; Fungi; Ascomycota; Dothideomycetes; Mycosphaerellales; Dissoconiaceae.